CAAACGGCUCUUUUCACAAAGUUCUCUGCAUAGAGUAAGAUUGGUAAGGUCAUGGCAACUGAUCAAUUCACUAAGCUUUGCGUGAUAGCUCUGCUUUGCUUCCUCCUGGUCACAGUUUCGCUGCAAGAUGAUCAGAGCUUACUGAGCUGCGAUACCAACUCGCCAGAUGCUUUUGGUUACCGGUGCAAUGAGACUAAACCACAAGAUCAGUGUGAAACAUUUGCAGUGUUCCGCACCAAUUCCUACUAUUCAUCUCUUUUCAACCUGAGCUAUUACUUGGGCCUCAAUCAGACAGCAGUUGCUGAGGCAAGUGGGUUCUCUUCUGAUACAGAGUUUCUCCCGCAAGAUCAACCUUUACAGAUCCCAGUUGUCUGUGUGUGUAAUGGAGGCUUCUUUCAGGCUGGAGUUACCAAGACUACCGUCAAAGGUGAGAGCUUUUAUGGGAUUUCAGAAUCACUGGAGGGGUUGACAACCUGUAAAGCCAUUCGAGAUGAGAACCCGAGCAUCUCACCAUGGAAUCUUGAUGAUAAACUUCAAUUGAUGGUCCCACUCAGAUGUGCCUGCCCAUCUGAUUUUCAACUCAGCCAAGGAACAAAGCUCCUGCUGUCUUAUCCCAUAAGUGAAGGCGACACAGUUUCUGAUUUAUCCUCUAAGUUCAAUGCCACCUUAGAAGCAAUAAUUUCUGCAAAUAACAGAUCAGAAGACUUCAACUCCGAGAAUCUGGUACCAAUUUCAACUCUUCUAAUCCCGCUUAGCAACAGCCCGACCCUCGGUCUUCUAUUAGGUAACCCCGACACUAAUAUCCCAGUGGUUGAUCCACCACAUAGUGGAUCGGGAAGAUCGACAUUGUUGAAGAUUGGUGUUUACAUUGUUGUGAGUGGGAUAGCAAUAGGUGUUAGCGUAGCCAUUGCAGCAGCGAUCGUGGUGAUCCAACGGAGAAGGAAGAAGCCGAAGUUUUGCAAGACUUCCGACGUGGAACUACAGCAGCUAAGCAUAAGAACUCCCAGCUACAAGGAAUCGUUCGAGGACCGCCGUGAUCAUUUUGACAACCAGUCGAAUGACACCACGCAUCAUAAGUUGUUAGAGACAUACACCACCCAGGAGCUGAGAAAAGCCACGGAGGACUUCAAUUCGAAUAACCUAAUUGAGGGAUCUGUGUUUCAUGGACGCCUCAAUGGGAAGAAUCUGGCCAUAAAGCAAACUCUUCCGAAAACCAUCUCCAAAAUAGAUUUCAGUCUUUUCCACGGUGUUGAUCAUCGUCAUCCCCAUAUACUUCGGCUUUUGGGGACCUGUUUGAACGAUGACACCCAAUCGUUUCUAGUUUUCGAGUACGCCAAGAAUGGAUCCCUGAAGGAUUGGCUUCACGCUGGGUUGGCGAUGAAGAGCCAAUUCAUAGCUUCGUAUUAUUGUUUCUUGACAUGGAACCAGAGGCUGAGGAUCUGUCUUGACGUAGCCAUUGCGUUGCAGUAUAUGCAUCACAUCAUGCACCCCAGCUACGUCCAUAGGAAUAUAAAGAGCAGAAACAUCUUUUUGGACGAGGAGUUUCAUGCGAAGGUUGGUAACUUUGGCAUGUCGAGAUGCGUCAACGAUGACUCUGAGGAGCCACAGUCUCCAUCCGCUCACUCCACUUCUUGGAGUAAAGGUUAUCUAGCUCCCGAGUUUGUUCAACACGGAAUAAUAUCGUCGAGCACCGAUAUAUUUGCAUACGGGGUGGUGCUGUUAGAGGUCUUAUCUGGUCAAACUCCAAUAACCAGAGACAAGGAGAAGGGAGGAAAUAAUUUUCUGCUUUCCGAGAAGAUCAAGUCAAUUUUAAAUUCAGGCGACGCAGACGAGCUGGGGGACUGGAUAGACCCUGCAUUGGGAAACAAUUAUUCCUUUGACGCGGCUGUUUCAUUGGCUAACCUUGCGAGAGCAUGUGUAGAAGAAGACCCAUCUGCAAGACCGACCGCCGGAGAUAUUGUCUACAAGUUACAAAAACUGGCGGAAGAAUUUGCAGACAGUGAAGAAAUUACGAGCUGCGGGUGCUCUUCCAAAUCUCAGACGAAGGAGGUAGUCUCAAUCAAUCCGGAAAUACCCAACUAAAUAAGAAUCAAUGAUCAUGGUGU
Nelumbo nucifera (sacred lotus) is the source of this 2105-nucleotide messenger RNA. Its product is annotated as protein LYK2-like. Gene Ontology annotation, molecular function: ATP binding; protein kinase activity. Gene Ontology annotation, biological process: protein phosphorylation. The record is from RefSeq and is a predicted model, not a curated record. Lineage: Eukaryota; Viridiplantae; Streptophyta; Magnoliopsida; Proteales; Nelumbonaceae.